GUGAGUUUUGGUUAUAUUUGAUGUAUUCACGAAAAUAGAAAGCAAAAAAAACUUAUAAGUUUAUUGAUUUACAGAUCGAAAAGGGCAAAGGAAGAGGACUCAAUGAAAAACAUUUCCAUUCUUUGAAGAACAAAGGAGGUCACUGCUUUCCAUGUGUAACCCUAGAUUUAUGAAAUCGUCCUUGUUUGACGGUUUGAUUGAUUGUUUAAUCUCUUUUCACGGGCUUCAGUUUCUGUGUUGAAUCCCGCCGAAGCUGCUAUCUUUGAAGUUAUUACAGGAAACCUUGACUGCUGAGGUCAUUGUGAGAUUUCCUUCCAUAGAGAAAAUGAUUUCCAGAUCGUAUACCAAUCUGUUGGAUCUUGCGUCCGGGAAUUUUCCGGUAAUGGGUCGCGAAAGAAAGCGUCUUCCGAGAGUAAUGACCGUUCCUGGUAUUGUCUGCGAGCUCGAUGACGAUCAGGCCAAUAGUGUGUCGUCGGACGUUCCCUCAUCGAUCGCUCAAGAUCGUAUAAUCAUCGUAGCAAACCAGCUACCCGUGAAAUCGAAGCGAAGGCCUGAUAACAAAGGCUGGAGCUUCAGUUGGGAUGAAGAUUCGUUACUGUUGCAGCUCAAGGAUGGAUUGCCUGAAGACAUGGAGGUUAUCUAUGUUGGGCUCUUGAAGGUUGAAGUGGAGCCCAAUGAGCAAGACGAUGUGUCUCAGAUUCUGCUCGAGAAGUUCAAAUCUGUACCUGCUUUCCUCCCACCAGAUAUCUUCGACAAAUUCUAUCGUGGUUUCUGUAAACAGCACCUCUGGCCUCUGUUUCAUUAUAUGCUUCCCUUCUCUGCUGAUAAGGGUGGACGUUUCGAUCGUUCUCUUUGGGAAGCCUACGUUUCUGUGAAUAAACUCUUCUCGCAGAAAGUGAUAGAGGUCAUCAACCCAGAAGAUGACUACGUGUGGAUUCAUGACUACCAUCUCAUGGUGCUUCCGACUUUCUUGAGGAGACGCUUCAACCGAUUGCGAAUAGGUUUCUUUCUCCACAGCCCCUUCCCUUCGUCUGAGAUCUACCGGACUCUCCCCAUCAGGGAAGAGAUCCUCAAGGCGCUGCUGAAUUCUGACCUGAUUGGCUUCCACACUUUUGAUUACGCUCGGCAUUUCCUCUCCUGUUGCAGUCGGAUGCUGGGCUUGGAGUAUCAAUCAAAAAGGGGUUACAUUGGGUUAGAAUACUAUGGGAGAACCGUAGGCAUCAAGAUCAUGCCUAUUGGAAUCCACAUGGGUCAGAUCGAGUCUGUGCUGAGACAGGUUGAUGAAGAGUGGAGGGUUGCAGAGCUUAAGCGGCAAUUUGAAGGGAAAACUGUUUUACUUGGUGUCGACGAUAUGGACAUCUUCAAAGGGAUUAAUCUGAAGCUCUUUGCAAUGGAACAGAUGCUCAAGUUGCACCCCAAAUGGCAGGGAAGGGCUGUACUGGUUCAGAUUGCUAAUCCUGCGAGGGGCACAGGAAGAAAUCUUGACGAGAUACAAGAAGAAAUACAGUCGAGCUGCAAGAGGAUCAAUGAACAAUUCGGUAGUCCUGGUUAUGAACCGGUGGUGUUCAUUGAUAGGCCUGUUUCGGUUAGUGAAAGAAUGGCCUUCAAUACUAUUGCGGAGUGUGUUGUCGUCACAGCUGUAAGGGACGGUUUGAACCUUACUCCCUAUGAGUAUAUUGUUUGCAGGCAGGGAGCCUCUGCAGCUGGAUCGAGUUCAGAGUCUACUGGACCAAAGAGGAGCAUGCUAGUGGUGUCAGAGUUCAUUGGGUGCUCUCCUUCACUGAGUGGGGCAAUACGCGUCAACCCAUGGAAUGUUGAUGCGACGGCCGAGGCAAUGAAUGAAGCUAUUUCAAUGCCAGAUGCUGAGCAACAGCUAAGGCAUGAGAAGCAUUACAGGUAUGUAAGUACCCAUGAUGUGGCUUAUUGGGCACGAAGCUUCUUGCAAGAUAUGGAGAGAAGUUGUAGAGAUCAUUUCAGGAGAAGAUGUUGGGGAAUUGGGUUGAGUUUCGGUUUUAGGGUUGUGGCCCUUGAUCCUAAUUUCAGAAAGCUUUCCAUAGAUGCUAUUGUUUCAGCAUAUUCAAGGGCUAAGAGCAGAGCCAUACUGCUGGAUUAUGAUGGCACCGUCAUGCCUCAAACCUCGAUAAACAAGACUCCAAGUCAAGAGGUUCUCUCCAUUCUAAACACACUUUGUGGGGAUGAUAAGAAUACGGUCUUCAUUGUUAGCGGAAGAGGGAGGGAGAGUUUGGGAACGUGGUUUUCUUCAUGUGAGAAGCUUGGGAUUGCAGCCGAACAUGGCUACUUAUUGAGGUGGUCAUGUGGUGAUGAAUGGGAAAUCUGUGGCCAGGGUACUGAUUUUGGGUGGAUGGAGAUAGCUGAGCCAGUAAUCAAAUUGUAUACAGAAGCCACUGAUGGUUCUUCCAUUGAAACCAAGGAGAGUGCGUUGGUUUGGCACCAUAGGGAUGCAGACCCGGGCUUUGGGUCCUGUCAAGCAAAGGAGCUGUUAGAUCACCUAGAGAGUGUGCUAGCAAAUGAACCUGUUGCUGUGAAGAGUGGUCAGUUCAUUGUUGAAGUGAAGCCUCAGGGAGUAAGCAAAGGUCUUGUUGCAGAAAGGGUCUUUACCACCAUGGCUGAGAAAGGGAGGCAAGCAGAUUUUGUGUUGUGUAUUGGGGAUGAUAGAUCAGAUGAGGACAUGUUUGAGAUCAUUGGUAAUGCUAUGAACAAGAAUAUACUGUCGUCUCACACAGCUUUGUUUGCCUGCACGGUUGGGCAGAAGCCAAGCAAAGCCAAGUAUUAUUUGGAUGACACAAUUGAGGUCAUCAACAUGCUGGAAGCUCUAGCGGAAGCCUCUGAUUCUCCAUCCUCCAAUGACUCUGAUUCAACAUCCGCCUAAGAAGGAACUUAAGGUGAUCCUUGUCCUCUUCCUUCAGGGCUUCCUUUGUUUUGAGGAACUCCAGUGUCGUCUAGAGUGAAAACUCGGAAAGAUUAUGGAAGCCUAGAACUGGAGGUGAUGAUCAUUUGCACAGCUCUGUUCAGAAAGAAUUUGUUGGAAGACUUUUCUGGCCUAUUGUGGUUUAGGCGGCGGAUAGCUAAAAAAAGACACCUGCAGCUUCAAAUGUUACUGUGAGUUGAAGGGUGCUCAGUGUCCGAAGGCCAGAUUAUUUUUGCUGCAUCAGCUCAAACAUUUGAAGGAAUUUAACCAUUGUUAAAGGUUCAUUAAUUGGGAAAGACUGACUCAACAGAAGGGAACACCGCUUGUUUUUUAUUUUUUAUGUAGGCUUGAUCAUCUUUCAGCUUCUUAGCAAGGAAUCGGAUAACAAAUCUAGAAGAUCCUGUGGCUGCCAAGAAACUUGUGGAAGGUGAAGGGUAGCAGGAACAUAUGCAUAUAUUACUGAUAAUGUAGUUGCUAAUUAUUUCCCUUCCAUUCUCUUGAGUCUAAGUUAUGGUAGUUUUCUAUUACUCCAUUUGUUAAGUGGGUUAGUUGAAUAUGUGAAUCCCAGGGAAAACAUUCGUGGGUC
Telopea speciosissima is the source of this 3515-nucleotide messenger RNA. Its product is annotated as probable alpha,alpha-trehalose-phosphate synthase [UDP-forming] 7. The record is from RefSeq and is a predicted model, not a curated record. Bases 326 to 2890 code for a protein of 854 amino acids. Gene Ontology annotation, biological process: trehalose biosynthetic process. Lineage: Eukaryota; Viridiplantae; Streptophyta; Magnoliopsida; Proteales; Proteaceae. The transcript is spliced from 4 exons. Gene Ontology annotation, molecular function: catalytic activity. Gene Ontology annotation, cellular component: cytosol.